AUGGCGGACUCACAAAGUCCUGAGGCUCGUGAGUUGAGUCUGAUAGGGAAGGUGGAAUUCAGAAUUGCCAUGGCAGAUACAGAUGAGAAAUUGCAGUCAUUACUUGGAACAUAUCUGGCUCCUCUGCUACUGAAGCUUGGCUCUGACAGCGUGGAGGUGCGGAACAAGAUCAUCUCGGUCUGCCAGCAUGUCAAUACCCGAGUCAAGGCCCCCUCUAUUCAGCUGCCCGUGGCAGCGUUGUUGAAGCAGUUCAAGGAACAGAAGUCGCAAUUGAUUAGGCACUUUGAUCUCAUUUAUGCCCAACAAGGUAUUGAUCGCCUUGGUUCCGAAGCCAGAGUCGAUAUUCUAUUACCCUUGCUCCAGGGUAUCUCCAAGAUCGGAACGUCUCCCACUCAGGGUGCUAUUGUGUUCAACUUGGUUUUGCGUCUCCUGCCACUCCUUAAACUUCCAGUGAGGGGUAGCGAGGAAGAUAAACGUUUGAAAGAUCGACUAGGUCUCUCAGACGAUGACUCUGAAUUCUUGUCCUUUUGGCUGGCCAAAUUGCUUCUUCUGACACCUGGCCCCAAGGAAACUACAACAUGUCCCGGUCUGUCUCCAGACGAGUAUACAUUUUUGAAUAAAGGUGUCCCUGCAAAUGAGACAUGGAAUCCCUCUACAGAUGGUGGUUUGAACUUGACCGAGACCAAGGUCACCGCUCUUCGAUUCAUCGGAAGUGGUGCUUUCCAGGAUUCCCAACGAUUCCUACCUUCACUGAUUGCUUCUGCCGAUGCAAACUCCCGCCUUGCUGAUCUGGGCGAUGAGACCCUCAAGCGAUUCACUGCAGAUAUUGAGAACCCCCACGUCGUGCAGCAGUUGUAUGAUUUGUACUUCGGCACUUCCUCCCCUGGUGGUGCUCCUCCCGCGCGACCUCCACUUCAAGUGAAGCUUCUCGUAUUCUUGGGCAAAUCUAUCAAGGCCACUGCUGAUCCGCAGCGAAUUAUGAGGCUCAUUGAAGAUGGUCUUCUAUCUGACUCUGCUAGAUCCUCUCAGGGGCUGCAAGCAUCGAAGCUACGAACUCAAAUCUUCACUUUCACCACGUGGGUGGUCCGCAUGGGCGCACCCUCUGAUCUCAAGCAAAUCGCACCCAAACUCAUCGCAGGGUUGAGGGAUUUCAUUCAGUCUCAAGGAUGGCCCAGCCCGGCAGCCAGUGGGCAGAAACUACCCACCACGGAUCUCAGUUUGCGCGGUCUCGCCUAUGAGAGUAUUGGUAUCAUGGUACCCAAGGUCGACUUUAUGUCACAAGCUGAUGACGUGGAGAACUUUGAAUUUGACUUGGUUCGGUGGCUCUUUGCUUCCUUAAGUGCGGAUGACUCAAGUUCUCAAAUCUUCGUCAGCAUCGAUCAGGCGCUAGGAAGUAUUCUCAAUUCUUCAUUAGACAGUCACGAUAAAAUCUUCCAGGAUCAGCUCCGGCCAUUCUUGGUCCGUCAGAUGAGCAUGCAGCCGGGGGAUAUUGACCCUGAUACUGGUUACCGUGCUGUUCGAGGCGUCCAGUAUGCUGCAGUGCGAUUUGCAAACCGCUUCCUGCCAUUUGGAGAUGUGGUUGCCCGUUGGAUCGACCUGAUGGCGAUUGCAAAAGGCCCAGAGAGACAACAAGAAAUUGUCGAAGAGGGAAAGAAAGGCCUCCAUCCUUACUGGUACCGAUUGCUCAAUCCCGCCAAGGAUGGCAAAUGGUCCGCCUCGUCGGCAGCUCCAGUCCAGGAUGAAUCCUGGUUCAACUUCCCAAAAUUCGAUGAGGCUACUCGUUUCCUGCUUGGUUCAGGAGGACAAGAAGACCACAUGAAUGUUCAGGCUUUAUCUGCAUCGCAGCUCCUGUCUGGUCCUUACAAAGGUUCAUUUGUGCCGGCUAUUUCAUUCCUUCGAAAUACCUUGCUUUGGGAGGCAUUCUCAGCCUCCGGGGUGACUGUUGACCUAGAGCAAGAUUGGGACUAUAAACUAGAAGUCCUCCUCUCUACCAGCGUGGAGGCCCGUUCGGCUGUUAGACAGUACAUCCGCGAGUCGGCAAAGGAAUCCGUCUUGUCCUUUUUGUCAGGCACCCUCGAAGGUCUUGUAACUGGCGACCGUGAAAGCUUGCGGCAAUGUGGUGUUCACUUUGUGGAAAUCUGCUCGCUAGCGCCCAAUGACGUUGUUGAACACUUGCUCUCGCGUGCGAAAUCCUUGAUGGAGCCUAUUUGCAGCAACAAUCAAGACAACCAGGGCAUUACAGCACGAGCAUUUGGAAUCCUGGUUUCGCAUCCUGCUUUCCCAGAAGAGCAAUUGAAAAGUUUCAUUGCCCAACUAUCUGGGACUAUUCAAUCGUGGAAUACAGCUGUUGGCGAGGAGGUCAUGCGCGUCCGCGGGGCUAUUUUAGCGCUUUCAUACCUCCUGAGUCGACUUGCGUAUCGUGGACUCGUGAACCGAACCCCAGAAGCACAAGUCAAGCAAUUUAUUGAAACCGUGUUCGAUAUUCUAGAUGUUUCUAGGGAUAAGCUCCUCCAAAGAACUGCACAAGAGGCUAUUGGACAACUGAGUCUAUCUGGGGUACUAUCUCUUGAUAUUAUCUCGGAAGAAGGCUGGAAGAAGAUACAGGAAAAGCUCUCGCGCGAUGCUAAGACUGAGAAUCAAAUCCCGAUCAGCUCGCUGGGGCUGUUGACGUUAACCUUCUCCCGAUCUGGUUCUCACAAAACCUUGUUUGGUGAUUUCCUGGCCUCACUGUACAGUCUACAUGAAAUCCGCAGUCCCGAAGUUCAGUUCACUGUUGGCGAGGCCUUGAGCAAUGUCGCUGUGGGAUGGGAUUCUCGGGCUCUUAUUCAAGAUUUCGACAUCGAUGCUGAAUUCCCCCGUUCAGAUGUCCCGCGCUCAGUAUUUGCAGAUAUCUGUGACAAAAUUAUUGCCGAUUGCAUUGCCCCUAAACCAUCUCUACGGAAGGCAUCUGCGAUAUGGCUAUUGUCGUUAGUGAAGAACUGCGGUCACAUGCAGGAGAUGCAGGAGCGCCUACGUAAAUGCCAAGCUACUUUCAGCAGCCUCCUUGGAAACCGGGAUGAGGUGGUGCAGGAGACUGGAGCGCACGGACUCAGCCUUGUCUAUGAGAUCGGCGACCAAUCCUUGAAGGACGAUUUGGUCCAAGACUUGGUUGAGUCUUUCACCUCGACUGGUUCAAAUCUCGGAGGUGGCAAGAUAGACGCUGACACUCAGCUCUUUGAGCCGGGUGCCCUCCCUACUGGUGAAGGGUCAUCUGUCAACACCUAUAAGGACAUCAUGAACCUGGCCGCCGAGGCCGGUGACCCGACUCUUGUUUACCGGUUCAUGUCACUUGCUUCAAACAAUGCCAUUUGGACAAACAGAGCGGCAUUUGGUCGCUUUGGAAUCAGCAGCAUCUUCUCUGAUUCUAGUGUCGAUGGGUACCUGGCGAAGAAUCCUAAGAUCUACCCCAAGCUUUUCCGUUACCGAUUUGAUCCGAACCCGAACGUGCAACGAUCCAUGAACACAAUCUGGCAGGCACUAGUCAAGGAUCCUACAGUUGUCAUCGAUACCCACUUUGAUGAUAUCAUGCAGGACCUUCUCAAGAGCAUUCUUGCUGGCCGCGAAUGGCGUAUGCGGCAGGCAAGUUGUGCUGCUGUGGCUGAUUUGAUUCAAGGCCGUCGACCAGAGAAAUUCACUCAGUACAUCGAUGAGAUCUACAGCAAAGCUUUCAAAUUGCUGGAUGAUAUUAAGGAGUCAGUUCGUACCGCUGCUCUGAAGCUCUGUCAAACCAUUACCAAUGCAGUUAUCCGCACACUUGAGACGAGUGGCACGGAGAAGCGCGCAGGUACUCUCCUCAAAAGUGCCAUUCCGUUCCUUCUCAGCGACAAGGGAUUAGAUUCCAGCGUGGAAGAAGUGCAAGGGUAUGCUAUUGGUGCUCUUAUUUCGAUGAUCAAGAAGAGUCCUGGCAGCUUGCUACGUCCUCAUGUUCCCAACAUGCUGGAGAAGUUCCUCAGUGCUCUUAGCUCUUUGGAGCCACAGGCUGUUAACUAUGUCCACCUCAAUGCCGACAAAUACGGUCUGACUGGCCAAGAGAUUGACAAAAUGCGCCUGUCCAGCAUCCGUACAUCUCCCAUGAUGGAGGUCAUUGAGCGAUAUUUGAUUGACAACUUGGACGACAGCAACAUUGAGGAGCUAGCACAAAGACUCGAAGAUGUGCUACGGUCGGCCGUGGGCCUGCCUUCCAAAGUAGGCUGCAGCCGGGUUUUGGUACUGCUUAGUAUGAAAACCUUGCUCUUCCGCCCGUACGCAGACCGAUUCAUCCAAAUCCUCACCAAGUAUGUGGUGGAUCGAAAUGACACAGUCAGUGCCUCCUAUUGUUCUUCCAUGGGCUAUCUGCUGCGGCUUGCCUCGGACGAUCGGGUUCUCAAAACCAUCGACUUUGCCAAAAAUCUCUACUUAACGGCCGAGGACGCCACACCGAGGGUCAUCUCGGGCGAGAUCCUGUACUCGGCAUCUAAAUUAUCGAACGACCGCUUCAUGGCGUUUGCGGCGAGCGCCUUGCCGUUUGUGUUUGUGUGUAAACACGAUGGUGACGAGCAUGUGAAAGAGCAGUUCGAAAAGACGUGGCAAGAUAACGUCGGUGGUUCGCGUGCUGUGACGCUCUACAUUCGCGAGAUAGUGGGCCUCGUUUCGGAUAAUUUGGAUUCUCCCCGGUGGGCUAUCAAGCAUACGGCCGCACGGGCAAUUGCGCAAGCAGUCUUAUCGCUCGACACCGAAAUUGACCUGCCGACGGCUCAAUUGGUGUGGCCAGUGCUAGAGCGCGGACUGGCGGGGAAGACGUGGGAAGGCAAAGAAGUGGUGCUUAAGGCACUAGUGAAAUUUAGUAGCCAAGCUCAGAAGUUGUGGCAAGCCAAUGCCGAGUUGAGUAACUUGAUGAAGACAAUUACGGUUCGUGAAGCGAAACGAGCUAACGCCCUUUACCGGCCGCAUGGACUGCGAGCAAUGGGCGAGAUCGCACAGGCACGCAAGGACCUUAACUUCAUGCCAGAUGCAUUGAAGGUUAUUCCCAAUGUGGUGGAGGAAACGGUGGACCAAGAUCCAGACCAGAUGGAGAUUGACUCUAGGAAUGGGGGCUCGACCCAGGAUGACACCCUUACCGCAUGUGUCCAAUGCCUCCUGCAAUGUUUCAACCCCACCGCCAGUUCAGGCGAAGUGCUGGGAAACUACGUGGAACAGAUGACCGAUCCGUUGGCUCAGGUGCUGCAACACGGUGGACGACAGGUCGUCAGCACGGGCUACGAGGAGCUCCGGGCGUUCUUUACGCGAGUGGAUCAGUGGAUCGGUUCACCGGAUGGCUCCGGUGAACAAGUCAGAGGGCCCCUGACUGCUCUCGCGAACAAGAUUCUCACGGGGGAGGUGGACGGAUCUGUCGAGGCCAUCCGCAAGGGUCGUGCAGAGUCCAUUCUGGCGUACCUGAAACUGUGUGCCCAAACGGGUGUGCCUGAUGGACUUAUUGUCAGUCUACGAAAGUGGAGAGCCAGUGAGCGAUCCGGACCGAUACAGCAUCUCCUCGAUGAGGCCCUGGCGCUUCUGAAUUAA
Molecule: messenger RNA, 5577 nt
Organism: Penicillium paradoxum
Lineage: Eukaryota; Fungi; Ascomycota; Eurotiomycetes; Eurotiales; Aspergillaceae
Product: ECM29 family proteasome component
Exons: 3
Coding region: 1-5577 (1858 amino acids)
Biological process (GO): proteasome assembly
Cellular component (GO): nucleus; cytoplasm
Molecular function (GO): molecular adaptor activity
Source: RefSeq, a predicted model, not a curated record